CCGACUGCAGCUGGAGAGACAGUAACAGUGUCUGCCACACACAGCAGUUCUGCUGCCAAGUUAGAAUUCUGAUGUACUGCACUGAAGGUCUGGAAUUGCUAAGUAGACCUUUUUAUCUUCUGAGAAUCUAGCUGAGACAAACGCUAUUAUCGUGUCAGUAUGGCUCAGCAACACGAGGACUUCACAAUGAAUGCAGCUGUCCCUGAGAACCAGGCUCUACAGUUCAACUCGGGAGAACCCAUGACAGCAGCCCCAGCGGAGGCAGUCCCAAAGGAGGUCCCGGGGGAGGGGGGGUGCGCUCCCCUCCAGAAUGCUGUUCCCCCCACGGUGGAGGUCAAGGAGAACGGGGUACGCGUUGCAACACACCUGGGAUCAGGGGAAGGUCAAAUGAAAGCACAAGCAGUUCCAGAAGUGGGGAUGACAGCUGCUAAGGUGACCCCAGUGGCAGAUCAAGAGGAGCUUCCAGCAGGAACCCAAAGUCUAAUUGAGAGCGGGACGAUUAAAGGUCAGGAUUAUGCUCAAGACGAGAUUGAGGUUGGGAUUCAGUCUGCAAAGCAAGCUGUUCCAGAGCCAUUCGUAAAAUCUGAGGCUCCAGUAUCUUCAUUUGGGAGCCAGGAGACAUUGCUGUUGGGUUCUGCAGCUAUAGGCCAUGAAAAGUAUGCGACUGAAAUAAAAGAAAGUCCCUCUGAUGAAAUGUCCUUGAUAGACAUUCUUACAGAGUCAGAAGAGGAAGAAGAUCUCCUAAAAUCUGUGAAACAUGAUCAGCUACCAGCAGAUGUCAGCAGUGACAAACUUGCCAUGGAGGAGGUCCAGCAUGCCAUUCAAAAGCCUACAGUACCUGAUAGUAAUGGUCAGUCACUGUCACCAACUGGAGAACAAGAUAAUUUCUCGUCCCCUAAGUUGACCCCAACAGAGUACAAAAAUGAAGCUGGGUCACACUUCUCAGAUCAGAAAUUGCCAGAAAUCUUAACAAAUAUUCCUGACCAUUUAAUCAAAAAUAAAGGGCUUUCUUUUGAUUAUACAGAAUACUUCCAUCAAGUUGAAGAUGCCAAUAAUGAUUCAUCAGCUGAAGCAAUUGCACGAGAUGGGCCAACAAAGAUGCCGUCAGAGCACGAAAGUGUUGACUCUUGCCAUGAAGAUUCGAUAGAAUCAGAGGCAUCUCCAAAUGCAGAACUGGAUGCCAAGAAGGAACUCUCUUGUCUGGUUGCAGUGUCAAACUUUGAACCGGAGGGAGAAGUUAAGAAUGUUGAGCCCUGCACUUUUACAAACACCAAUGAGGAAACUGAACCCAAGUCAGGAAAAGAUGAGGAAAGAAAAUCAGAACUGUCAGAAAAGGACUUGUGUGUCUUAGAAACAUCGUAUAUGGAGGGCACAGAUGAAGACAUUGUUGCUGCCAUCAAAGCAGCUCAAACUACAGAUCUUGACAGUGAAGCAAAAUCUGAUCUAACUUUGGCUAAAUCAGUUGAAGAGAAAAGAAUAGAGACUUUAGAACAGGGUGGAAAUAAGGAAUCAUCUCUAGUAAUGAAGGCUAAAGAGAGCUUAGAUCAGCAUGCAGGAGAAGAUAUCCAAAAAGAAGCAUCCGCAUCACCCAAGGCAAAUGCCAAAUUUCAGAAAUUACAGAAGAGAGAGGCUUCUCUAGAAAGAAAAACAAGCGUUCCAGUCUUACAGAGAAAAGCUAGUGCUAAGGUUGAAGCUGACAAAGAACAAGCUGUGACUGCUGAUAAAAAGGAAAAGACCCCCACGCCAUCUUCUGCUAAUGCUAGAGCAUCCUUCACCCCAAAACAACCCUCCUCAGUCACAACAGCCCCUUCGAAAAAAACCUUCAGCCCGGCUUCGUCCACACAUGCUUCUUCCUCAGUCACUGCCAAAGCCACCAGUGCAGGAUCCAAAGAGGUGAAGGCAAGGGGAGUGGAGGCAAGCGGUCUGAAGAGCCCGGCCUCCAGGGCACCAGGUGGUGCUAGAGCGCCAGCGAGUGGAAGCAGAAUCCCUUCCAAAACACCCACUGCCGUAGCUCCAAGAGGACCCUCUGCUUCUUCUGCUUCUAAGACAGAUGAGAGAAAACCGGGAACUGGAAAACCUGACAGAGAUUCCCCAAGGACACCUGAGCGCAGUGGAUACAACAGCCCGAGCAAGUCUCCUUCCAGCCGCUCCCACAUGCCGCCAGGAGGGGCCACCAAGGAGGUGAAGAAGGUAGCCGUGGUGCGCACUCCACCUAAAUCCCCGGCCUCCAUCAAAAACAGGACCCCCGUACCCCUGGCCCCAAUGCCAGAUCUGAAAAACGUGAAAUCCAAAAUCGGAUCUAUUGAUAACAUUAAACACCAGCCGGGAGGUGGGAAGGUUCAAAUAGUCCACAAAAAGAUCGAUGUCUCUAAUGUGUCAUCAAAAUGUGGCUCCAAGGACAACAUCCGUCACAAACCAGGGGGUGGCAAUGUGGAGAUCAAAAAAGAGAAGCUGGAUUUUAAGGUCCAAUCAAAGAUCGGAUCUCUCGAUAACAUCGGACAUGUUCCGGGUGGAGGACAGAAAAGGAUUGAAACUCACAAGCUGUCCUUCCGCGAAACAGCCAAAGCCCGCACUGACCACGGCGCUGAGAUCGUCUACAAAUCCCCCACUGCCUCUCCAGACAGCUCUUCCCGUCGUCUUAGCAACGCUUCCUCCACUGGCAGCAUCAACAUGAUAGAUUCUCCGCAGCUCGCCACACUCGCUGAUGAGGUCUCAGCUUCCCUGGCUAAGCAGGGCUUGUGAUCCCCCAUCCCUCUCUGCUUCCUAUGGGAGAAAUGUAACCUCUCCUUCCUUCCUUCCUUCCUUCCUUCCUUCCUUCCUUCCUUCCUUUUAACAGUCUGUGCAGGGUUUCUACCUGGUUACCUGUCUAGCCUGCCUUUUAGUGUUCAGUUCAGUUUGUGGCUUGACAUUUAGACAGGAUUAAAAAUACAGUACUGUAAUUUAAAACCUGUAGAUUUAUGUAGUGUCAUCCCCUUUAUAUGGAGAAGUUAGGGUUACAACAUUCUUACACUUUGAAGAAACACUCUGUAAAACCUUUACACAAUAAAUGCCAAAAACACCAGAGGAAAUGGCUUCCUGCAUGUGAUAUAUUUCAACACUAAUGUAUGUUAUGAAGUGUCUCAGCAUUAUAAAAAAGGACAUGUAACACAUGCAUUUCAAAAAUGUCUUUCUUUUACAUCAAGGAAAACAGCCCAUGUUUUUAACAUCUCUUGUGGUACUGACAAGUUUAAAAAGAAGAUUUAGCUUCAUAAACUAUAAUUUCCAAUAGGACAGUUUACCCCCAAAUUUAGAAAUAAAAAGCAUUUUUUUAUUUGUUGGGUAAUAUAGUAAUUAUUAGGGGCUGUUUUAUUCCAAAGGCUUUGCUAUGAAACUGUUUUACUUUUUGUCAAUUUCAUUGUUGGGAACUCAUGAAUGUUCUCUUAAGACUGCCAUGUACAGUACACAGUAUGAUAUUAACAACACCAAAUCCACUGUUCAUGUAAUGUCACUUUAAGUUAAGAUUGUACUCAAUUCAAUCCCUGCACGGCACUAAAUGUGUCAUUAUUCAGCUUUGAGGAUAACACAUCAGCAGUUGGACCAACAGGAAGGGCUUUUUGGGCAUGCACUAUCUUCACAGUUCCCAGUAAAUUUAUUCCAAUGGAGAUGAAGUGCCAAAUGCAUAAACAGCUGUAGCUUUGCUGGUCAUUUACCAGAGAAAGAGAUCUUAAAUUUAAAGCGUAUACAAAAGAAAACCUAACUUUGGUGGUACAAAAAACACUGUUACUUACUUCAAUUCAUUUUCCAGUUUAAGGUGCAGUGUUGUCUUUCAAGCCUAAAACAGGACAAUGAGAACUUUGGAGUGAGUUCAUUUCUGAUGUUAAAGUCAUCGUUUUAAAAUAACUGAUUCUGUACUAAAGUGUCUUACUCUGGAUCAUAAGUGCUCUCAUAACUCAAAAAAUUAAAAUAAAUUAAACAUCCCAUAUGAAUAUCAUCAUUUACACUAUUUAAGUGCAUUUUAAAUGUAAAUAUUAAAAUCCAGGUGUUAAUAUUUUUUAGAAACUACAAUAAAAGCCAGCUGUCAUGCUUCAUAAAACCUAUUUUAGACUCCCAAAAGGGACUGCACCUGUUGAUACUCUGCAUAGUAAAGUAUUUAAAAGGAAGUUCAGCAUGCUGCUCACAGUUUACCAGCACUUGCGCAGUGUGGUGUACAGAGGUAUCUCCCAUUAGACGUUUUAGGGAACAUUUUAGGCAUGCUAGGUGGCCUUCUUAACGCAAUCCCUGAAGGGUUUAAAAUGUUUAUCUCUCUGACGUAUAGCAUCAGAGCUGGCCAAAUACAUGUUAAGCUUUGCUUUUGUAAUACAUACAAAAUAGGAUGUGUAUAUACAUUUUUAUUAAAAAUAUUUUAUUUCAGCAUACACAAGACUCGUAUCAUUUCAUUAGUUUGUAUACGAUCUGUAAAUUCCAGGGUGUUGUAAAGACGAAUGCUGUUCAUCCUCCCUCCCCCUGUACACUGCAGUGGUAAAACCACUUUGCUUUCUGACUGUAAGCUAAACUGCUACCAAAAACAGAAACAUAAUCAUACAACAUGAAUACCAAUAUAGGUCAGGAGUGACAAAUAUAGUGAUUUCAUCAUUUAGUGUAAUAGCUUAAUUGCCCUGAACUGAACAGAGUUACUUCUGCUUUGGGUUUGGGAAUUAAACACAUUCUCGAUUUAGUGUGGAGAAGUUGCUUCACAAUGACCUACAGUGUUACGGCAUGUCAUUUCUAAGUAUGGAACAACUGAGAGUGGAUGGAACUUUUUAGUAAUUGAAAAAAUCUGUGCCAUUUUGGUUUAGAUGGGGUUUAAAAAAUAUUUCCAAAGUAUAUUAGAGAAAGACAAGUAAAGAAAUGAUUAUAGGAUGCUGUUCUUACCUAAGAAAUGAUAAAGAGACUUGGUCACAUUUGUUACUCGAAUCACAUGUUGUAAUUUCAUUUGUGCCUCACUUCUGUGUUCAUGUCUGUAAACUGAACAUAAUGUUCAUUUUAGCCCGUUUUGAUCCUGUCGGGGGCUAACAUAAAUUUAGAUAGCUGUAUUAAUUGUACUCAAAUCUUCUACCCUAGUCAGUCAUUUCUAAAAUAACUGAUUUACAACGGCAGGAUCCUCCAGGGAGCAAACGUUGUAUUUAUUUGCAUUAGGCAGAAGUGAUUUUUUAAAUUCUGAUUGUACAUUUGCUGGACACUGUAAUUAGAUCAGUUUCAAGUUUAAAAACUGUUCAGCGAUACAGGGUAUUUCUAAAGAACAAAGAGGGAUUGUAGCAGCUUUUAUUUAAAGAGCUGUGAAUACUUAGUCAUUUUUUUUUUUUAAAUAUGCACAUGAAUACCAUGGUUGUUCAGAAUACAUAAUCUUGUAUUAGCUGCUAAAUGCCCCACAUUUACUUUUCCUGCAUGUAAGCUGAAAAUGAUCAAUGAUAGAAGGAGAAUAGCACUAAUGCAUUUCACACUACCCAUUGAAGCUGCUUUCAUGAAUUGUGAGAGUUCUUUGAAGCACUGCAUAUCAAAGAAGUACAUACUUAUUACAAAAAAAAAAAGCUAACUGCAUAAAAAGCUUGUGUUGCGCACAUUUUUCUAACAAUAAAACCAAGCGUGAUACAUUCUGAUUGAUUAAAUUGUGUAUGAAAGACAGGCCAGCAAGUCAGGUGUCAGUCAGUAAAAGUUCUUUGAAUCUUGGGCUGGAGUUAUUGCCAGCUGUGAGUGUUAAAUAGAUUAAUUGUAUCUCUGAACGUCUGUCUUUGAAAGAUUGAAAUAAAUGGUUCCAGGUGGUUACUUCAAAUCACAGAUCUGAGCCUACGUUUUACCUGAACAGAUUGGAUCAGCUGCUGUGCUUUACCAACAAAGCACAAUGGCUUCCUGCUAUGAUGGUAUGUAAUAGGCACUGCAUGUAAAUUAAACAUACUGACACAUUGAGAUUUGGGUUCAGGUUGGAACUGGAAAAAAAAUAGCUUGGGGAUUUCUUUAACUCUUUCCAUACCUAAAACACUGCCUAUGCCAUUUAGAUAUACAGAACAACUGUUUUAUGCUCACACAUGAAACAGUUUUGCAUGCAUGAUCGAAGGCCUACAGUUUUGUGGGUUUAGAAGUGGCCUGCACGCAAGCAGUAACUAGCCCCUCUAGUUUUUUCAUGCAAUACUUUUCCAGUAUUGAAACCCAGCUGUGUACCAAUAAUUAAAAUGUUACAAAACCUGUGAACUUUUGAAUAAUCUAUUAAAAUGUUUUUCACUUAUCAGAAGGUUUUGCUCAGCAAAGCAAAAUUAUCAUGCAUCUUAAUUAUUUGUAUUUUAAUACCGGGAGACCCAGAUUUCUCCCAAAUAUUCAAUAUAGGUUUCAGUAUUGUGUUUGCCUGCAUCUUAGCUUUUCAGUGUUUUUUUUUUAUUUGUUUUGUUUUUUAUUGAAUCUAAAAAACAAUUUCGAUACAAUUGGUGUGGAAAGAGUUAAUUUCAUGAGGCUCUUCUGGAUUGUAAAUUAUUUUCGUUUGACCUGUGUGGGAGUGCGAGGCAGGCAGUUUCAAUCUUGUUUUUUUGCUGAGUUUUACUGCAGUUCUAGCUUGGCAAUUGUGAGUGUCCAUAUCGUUAUUGUGUGUUUUAAUAAUAUCUGGUUUACACUGAUAAUUGUUGCUGUAAACGUGAAUUUGGAAAUAAAGUCAGUAUUAAACAAA
Messenger RNA from Acipenser ruthenus (sterlet), 6670 nucleotides. Its product is annotated as microtubule-associated protein 2-like. The coding region runs from base 160 to 2742 and encodes 860 amino acids. Gene Ontology annotation, biological process: neuron projection development; microtubule cytoskeleton organization. The record is from RefSeq and is a predicted model, not a curated record. NCBI's taxonomy places the organism in Eukaryota, Metazoa, Chordata, Actinopteri, Acipenseriformes, Acipenseridae. The transcript has 13 exons. Gene Ontology annotation, cellular component: neuron projection. Gene Ontology annotation, molecular function: microtubule binding.